GACUAUAAUUUAAUGUAACAAUUUACUAACAAUGUUUAAUGUUGAUUUACAUAUUGCAUUAGAUCGUGGAGACCAUGUCUUAUACGGAUAAAGUGGCCAAUUUUCUGGGAAGUUUGGAUACAUUUUAUGAGAGCGUUCCUCAGGAGGAUUUGGAGCUACUUGUUGGCCCUGUUUUAGAGCGGAUGCGUUCGCAACCUGGUUCACCAUUGUCCGGUUCACCCUUGGCAUCGAGAGAAACAUCGCCACACAGGGUUUGUAAUAUGACUAGGCACAUCGCGAGUAGUUUAGAGACUAGUCCAGCCAGUAGUAACAGUGCGAGUCCAUUACCACCGGACACUGACGGCGAGGAGGAAGAAUUCAUAGAUACCGUCGAAACUGCUCCGGAACGAUCGCAAAAGGAAACAAUGAAAAUUUCUACUUCGAGCCAGAAAGUAUCGAACGGAAUAAACGUUAGCAAUGACGCAUUUAACGAGCUAGUCGUUUCAAAGGAGAAUUCUUCGGAAUUGACUAAUGGAUACACCAAUAUAAGUGGUUACAUGGAGACAGUAGUAGACAGUAAACAAGAAAGGAGCAGACAAAGGAAUAAGCGAGAUGAAAAAUCAAAUGUUGAUUUUUUUAAUCAAGUAGCCACAACUAUGCAAAAUUUACAAAGGGACUUGGACAGAAUAACAGCUAGAGUACGCAGCUUAGAAGGUCAGGCAUUACAUGCGUUAGCGCCGCAAAUCAGACAGCCUACAACAAGUCCAUACUCGAAAUGGUGGCCUUUACCGGAAUGUUCUCCGCGAUUAUUCGCUAUAUUAAUUCUGUGGCCGUUUAUUGCACAGUUUUUAAUUUUAUUCGCGCAACGCUAUCGUCAGCGGAGACUGUGAUCUAAAUGUUGUUGUUUUGUUUAAAACUUAUUCCACUACUUAUCAUUAAGUAACAUUAAACACAAACAACACGAUAAUUUGUAGGUAUGGAUGUAUAGAGGCGUUCUUUUAAGAACCGUAAAUUCGAAAAUGAA
Messenger RNA from Megalopta genalis, 1003 nucleotides. NCBI's taxonomy places the organism in Eukaryota, Metazoa, Arthropoda, Insecta, Hymenoptera, Halictidae. The record is from RefSeq and is a predicted model, not a curated record.